UAACUAAAGAGUUUACACGAGUAUCCAUUACUACCCUGAAACAUGAAAUACGUCAACUGAAAUCCAAUUAAGAAUUUAAGUUACGAUUGCUUUUCCAAAAGUCCAGAAAUAAACACCCCUACAUUUGUAUGGUUCCUCCCAUCAUGAAUCCCGGGUGUCAGUGGCGCAAAAUGUUACGUUUUGUCACGGCGGGUAUUUUAGAUUGCCACACUCCCGCGAAUUAUUAAAAUUAACUUAUCUUAGUUCGCAACUUAGGAAUUGUCUCCUUAUUACUGAUCGGAUAUUUACUUGUCGACAUCCAAAAUAACGGGGACUCAUGGCAAUGCAAAUUAGUUAACUAGCCUCAGCAUUGUCCAGGGUUUGGUGUGGGACAAGGGUUGCCAGAAAGCUAAAUAUCUCUAGGGUUGCCUGUCCUUCUAGCACUUAAGCGAAUCAUUUUGAAUUUCAAAAUGUGUCCCGAACUAGACGAUCUUUUAUGUUAAAAUAUGGAUUGGGAACAAUUGGAGCUCAACCCACGGAUUAUUGCAGCCGUAAAGAAAGCUAACCUGAGAUCAGCGAGGGAUAUUCUAAGUCUCUCGGGUCCGGAUAUACAACGUCUUACCCACCUGUCAAAGUCAGACGUGCAACAUCUGCACAAAGCUGUGGCUGUCUCAUACCGCAGGCUUUCACCUGUUACAGCCCUUCAAGUGCACCGUGGAGAGUGUCCCUCUUUGGAUCCUGGGCACAAGUUGAGUUUGGCUUGUCCUGUCCUGGAUUCUCUACUGCGAGGUGGUGUACCAUUGGCCGGUAUCACAGAACUGGCUGGGGAGAGCAGUGCUGGAAAGACCCAGCUUGGCUUGCAGCUGUGUCUCUCUGUGCAGUACCCACUGGAAUAUGGAGGACUGAAUUCAGGAGCUGUAUAUAUUUGCACAGAAGACUCCUUCCCCAUCAAGCGUCUGCGGCAGCUCAUUUCCCAGCAGCCUCGGCUGCGGUCAGAGCUUCCCCCGGCCCUGAUACGGCGCAUCCGUUUCAGCGACAACGUCUACAUAGAGCACGCUGCCGAUCUAGGUGCUCUGCAGGCCUGCAUCUCCCAGCGGGUGCCCAUCCUGCUUUCUCGGGGCCUGGUCCGGCUCGUGGUGUUGGACUCUGUGACGGCUCUGUUCCGCAGCGAGUUCCAGGCGGAUGAGGGCAUGGAGAGAGCCCGCCAAAUGUCGGCAUUGGCUGCCACUCUGCAUCGCCUGAGUCACAACUACAGUGCUCCAGUGCUGUGUAUCAACCAGGUGACAGAUGUAAUGGAUGGCCCUGAUCCAGCAAACUGUAACUUUGGGCUGGUGGACAAUAAGGUGCGGCCCGCACUAGGCAUGGCUUGGGCCAACCAGGUGAUGGUAAGACUGAUGCUGCUCCGCCUCCCAGGCUAUAUGGGACCCAGGAGUCAAGGCAGCAGCAGCAGCAGCGCCCCCCGCAGGUUGGAGGUGGUGUUCGCCCCCCACCUCCCCAGAGCCAGCUGCUUGUGUGGUGUGUGGGAGGAAGGAGUGAGAGGGCUUACAAGCACAGAACCCGGUGACCAAGAGAUUAAAGUCUUGGUACCGUAAAUGUUCUGAUUAUUGUACCCAAAUCGGUCAAACUUCCAUAGUAGCAGGAUGCAUCCAGACCGGAGGAAAGUGGACACUUCUGGAUGGCAGGACUUGUCUUAUCUUGUGCCUCAACGUAGUAAAUUGUUUAAAAUCUAAGCCACCUGGAUAUGCUGCAGUCAAAUAAACUUCAGUGAUUGAAUUCCAGCUAAAAUGAUGGUUUUCCAUUUUACAGGACGUUCUAUCCAAGGAUGUCGUGUUGAACAUUCUUUUGUGGAUGUGAUGAUUGCCCUUUGUGAUGAAUAAAGUAAUGCCUGUUAUA
Esox lucius (northern pike) is the source of this 1872-nucleotide messenger RNA. RefSeq names its product X-ray repair complementing defective repair in Chinese hamster cells 3 (gene xrcc3). The transcript is spliced from 8 exons. Lineage: Eukaryota; Metazoa; Chordata; Actinopteri; Esociformes; Esocidae. The record is from RefSeq and is a predicted model, not a curated record. Gene Ontology annotation, molecular function: ATP binding; ATP-dependent DNA damage sensor activity; four-way junction DNA binding. Gene Ontology annotation, cellular component: Rad51C-XRCC3 complex; replication fork. Gene Ontology annotation, biological process: telomere maintenance via recombination; t-circle formation; resolution of mitotic recombination intermediates. The coding region runs from base 486 to 1571 and encodes 361 amino acids.